GUUUUAUCGAUUCUAGAACGCGUGCUGUUGCUAUAGUAACCUCUCCAGGUAAUCUCGAGCUCAAUUUGUGAACAUCUGUUUGGCACAGCAUGAAUAUAUGUGCUAACCAAUUUGUAAUCUAAUCUUUGUGUUUACUGAAAUUAUGUUUGAAAUGCCAAUGAAACACUAUGCAUAAUUAAAUAUAACCCCCCACCCCCUUUCGGGUUGGAGGAUUCAAAUCCCCAGAGAAACCCUUCCUCUCCCACCCGAGUAAUUCGUCCUCUGCUUUAGAUUAAAUUACUGAAUGUAUCUUCCUAAAACAUGAACGUUCCAUAUGGAUAACGGUAACACAACUACCCUACUUGACAGUUCAGACUGUCACGCGCGGCGAGAGAAAGCGCGGGUGUUGUCAAGUGACGCGCGAGGCGGUGGAGAGGCAGACACACGGACAUUCACACUUCACUCUCCAACUGGAAUAGAAAUCACCAACUGACGAUGCUGUGGUAGAUACGUACUGGUUAAUAUUUUUUAAACUUAUUCUCUACAGACUAUUUCCGUGUAUUUAAACGGUAAUUUUAAGGAAAAAGUUACUUAUUAGUUACAAAUCACCCUGAAUAACUUAUAUCACCAAGACGAAUGUCACCAAGCGAACAGGUGUCUUUUUGGAUGACAUACUACUCAUCUGUCUGGACAAGUGACUGAGAAGAGCUACAUUUGAACUUGAAGAGCGGAUUUUAUAAAUAAUGGAUAAUACGAAUUUAUAAACAACUACUUAUUUCAAGGUCAUUGGAUUUCUUCUAAUGCUCUAAGCGAUCGUUCCGGGAGACGUGUAUCAGAUACCACACUAGUACUAUCAACUAAAGGAUCUUUUCCAGGUAGCCUACUAUCACAGUCUCCUCCCUGCUCAUGAUGAAUUGUGUGUGAGACUCAUUGUGCAGCAGGUAGCCGAGUGAAUGCAGCAAACACACGCUUUCGCUUUUCAGUGAUGAAUGACAGCUCUCCAACAUCUGAGAACAUCAUGUUUCAUCAGCUGACUGCUGAUACUCUGAAUGGUAGCACAGGUGAAGCGGCAUUGCAGCUGCCCACUUUUUCCAUGGCAGCAAAAGUGAGGGUGAUAAUUACCUUCACUCUUUGCGCAGUGUCAGCUGUGUGCAACCUCUCCGUGUUGUGGGCUGCCAGCACCAACAACAAGCGCAAAUCUCAUGUAAGAAUUUUAAUCAUGAACCUCACCGUUGCCGACCUGUUGGUGACCUUCAUCGUGAUGCCAGUGGAUGCGGCUUGGAACAUCACAGUUCAGUGGUUGGCGGGUGAUCUGGCUUGCAGAUUGCUAAUGUUUCUGAAGCUCGUGGCGAUGUACUCCUGUGCGUUCGUGACUGUGGUCAUAAGCCUGGACAGGCAGUCGGCCAUUCUCAACCCUCUGGCCAUCAAUAAGGCUAAGAAGAAGAACAAAAUAAUGCUGAGCGUGGCCUGGUUGAUGAGUGUUGUUCUCUCUGUCCCUCAGAUGUUCCUGUUUCACAAUGUGACCAUCACGGUGCCAGCCAAUUUCACUCAGUGCACCACUCGAGGGAGCUUUGUCAAACACUGGCAGGAGACCAUCUACAAUAUGUUUACUUUCAUUUGCCUCUUCCUGAUACCUCUCUCCAUCAUGAUCUGCUGCUACACAAGGAUCUUGGUGGAGAUCUCUCGAAGAAUGACCAAGGGAAACAUAUCAUCAAAGGAAGUCCACUUACGGCGUUCCAACAGCAACAUCCCAAAGGCCCGUAUGAGGACUUUGAAAAUGAGCAUAGUCAUAGUGACCUCUUUCAUAGUUUGCUGGACACCAUACUACUUGCUGGGUCUCUGGUACUGGUUCCUUCCUGAGGAUUUAGAAGAGACUGUUUCUCACUCACUCACUCACAUACUGUUUAUUUUCGGACUCUUUAAUGCGAUUCUGGAUCCCAUCACUUAUGGCCUCUUCACCAUCCAUUUUCGCAAAGGACUGAAGCGCUACUGUCGCAAUGCGGUUGUACUAACCGAGUCAGAGAAUAAUUCAAUCAUGACGGGCUCAAUGAAAUGCUCACCAUCCCCAUUUCGCAUGAAAAGAGUGACCCAGACCAGUGCAGGAGCUGUCCCAGAGCAGAAUGCGGUGAGUGGGGAAGAUAAGAAUCAAGCUGACAGUGAAAACAAGGAAUAGUGGCAACCCUACCAAUCCGGCCUUGAAAGUGUCAUUUGAUUAAAGGUAUGGAUGUGACAAGGAAGGCCUUGUACUGGCUGUCUAGCUGCUCGCAAGAACAAUGAGACAACAACACACUCCUGCCUGUUCUCCUCAAUAGCGUUAGACAGAUCCUAAUUGAGCCCAAGUGUGUCACAUCUUUUGUUUCAUUUGCUGAUGAGCUGCCUCAAUUACUCAGUUAUAUUUAAUACUCAUCUAUUUUCCUGAUACAGGUGAUUAAGUUUUGUAAUCAUUUGCUCUUUACUAAAUACGCCAAUCACACUGCAUAUUAAUUAGACCAUUUCUACUUGUGGCUUUUGUUGAAAAUGUCAUUUAGAUCAAAGGUUUUUUACAUCUCAUCUGCUGCAUCUCCACCUGCUAUCACAAAGGGCAUCGCUCUUGAGUUGCUGAAGAAAUUAGUUUAAUCUAAUAAAUAAACAAAUAAGAUGUGUGGAUUUAGCAUUUUGAGAUAUUACAAAUGCAAAUUCAUGUACACUGGUUCUUGAAUUAUUGUCUGGUGUUAACUGGAAGCAUUCAUUCCUUUUCAGGAAUCAUAACCCAGACCCUUGAGAUGCUAUCAUUUAAUGUUUAAAAGUCUGUGCUAAUAUUACUGGGCAGCCUAAACUCAUUAAAAUCUGUAUUUAUGGUGUAUACACAUACAUUGUUUUGUAUUUUUGUAUGUAGGCUGAAAUGUACAAUAUGAAUGUAUCGACAACAUCUAAAAUGUGAACGCAUUCACAUAUGCGCAGCGUUUUAAUUGUACACAUAUACAUAUUUUGAAGCCCACCCCUACCGUAAACCUAACCACUCUUAUAAAAUAUAAAAGUGUAAUAGACAGAUAAAUGCAUA
This is a messenger RNA of Cyprinus carpio (common carp), 3019 nucleotides long. It is a transcript of the gene gnrhr4, whose product is annotated as gonadotropin releasing hormone receptor 4. Gene Ontology annotation, molecular function: peptide binding; gonadotropin-releasing hormone receptor activity. The record is from RefSeq and is a predicted model, not a curated record. NCBI's taxonomy places the organism in Eukaryota, Metazoa, Chordata, Actinopteri, Cypriniformes, Cyprinidae. Gene Ontology annotation, biological process: G protein-coupled receptor signaling pathway. Gene Ontology annotation, cellular component: membrane.